GUGCCCAGGAAGGAUGCUAAAAUGAAGAUUCAACCCAAAAGACAGAGCCUGCAGAUCAGCCGGUUGAUUCUUUGGAGUCCACUACUUUGCAGUGCAGGUCGCAGAUUGGGUCGCUUGUGAGUGUGGGUGCUGCGCAGGAUUUGAAGGAAGAAGAUGACACUUUGGAGGACCAGGAAGUAGAUGAAUUAGAGGACAAGCUGCCUGACCAAAUCCAUUCCCCCAAAGAGGAAGCUGUUGUUCGGAUGACCAAGUACCAUAUACCUCAAGGAGCAGGGGAUAUAGUCAUGAUUCAGUCGGAUCACACAGGUGCUGUGGAUAUUCUUUCAGCUGAGCUGGAGACUGCAGAUCUCCUGGGAGAGCAGAGGAAAGCUCAGCCUCCCCCUCUGGCUCCACCCACGACUUGGACCGCUGGGAAGAUGAAGGAAUUCAAAGCCAAGAUGGGAAAGGAGAAGAACAGCCGGAUGGUGGUGAAGCGAGGCGAGGUGAUGACAGUCCGUGUGCCAACCCAUCCUGAUGGGAAACGUGUCUGCUGGGAGUUUGCUACAGAUGACUAUGACAUUGGAUUUGGAGUCUAUUUUGACUGGACUACAGUUACUAGCACUGCCAUUACUGUGCAGGUCAGCGAAUCCAGUGAUGAGGAGGAUGAGGAGGAGGAGGAGGAAAUUGAAGGACUUGCCCCUGUUGGUGAUGUGGAAAGGGGCUCCAAAAGCUAUCUGCGGAACCGCUAUGGGGAGAUCAUGCCUGUGUAUCGGAGAGACAGCCAUCGGGAGGUGCAGGCAGGCAGCCACGACUACCCAGGCGAGGGUAUCUACCUCCUCAAAUUCGAUAACUCCUACUCUCUCCUCCGCAAUAAGACUCUGUUCUUUCACAUCUAUUACACUAGCUGAAGGAAUGGAGCGGGCAGGGAUGGCAGGCAGGUAGUGGUGAGCGUAGCACGCUGCCAUCCAGCCCUGGUACUUCCUAACGGGCACUGCUGUGUUACAGAGUCAAGGCACAAUUCUGCCAGCUCUUCUUCAGAUACAGACUGGCUUUCCCCUCCCCCCCCACCCUACUUCCCAGCUGACCCAGUGAAGAAGAUAGUUGUGACUGCCUGAUUGUCCACUGGCAGCUGUUCUUUUGGUAAAACCUCAGGAGGCCUGGUCUGUGCAGGCGUCGGGCUCGGAUGUUUUGUCACGUUCAGUAAAUGUCUGGAGGCCAGGUUCAGGUGUUUGUAGCUUCUUUCCGUUGCACUGGUACGAAAUGAAGUCAAAACACUUCUUGAUUUGUUACUGUUUUGUAAAUAACUUUUCAGAUUCUUCUGCUGCAUCUGUGUCGCUAGAGGGCGGCUGUCGGUCAGAAUGAGGCAACGUGACUGGCUGGUCACUGAACCACUGAUAAUGUGUCUCAUCACUUAGCACCACUACAUGUCACCACCAGCCAGUGCUUCCUUCCUUCACUUACUUGUGUAGGGAUGCAGUGUGGUCAGUGACAGCCUCUGUUGCAGUGGCCAGGUCAUGCUAAUACAGCCAGGCCCCAAACUGUGCAGUAACCAUGUCUUUAUACAGAGUGUGUAGUGGUGGGGUAUACCUAGGAGUCAAUAGGAAAAUCUUCCUAUGGAUUGGGAAUUGGGUAUUACAUCUAUUGAUUACAGGGUUAUGUAGGUGAUUAAAACUCCAGUGACCACCAAGAGUUUUCUCUGUAAUCCAGAUGUGAAGUGGAAGAAGAGACUUACUGCUGUGCUGAAUAAAUGCAAAAACAGCGAGCAGAUUGGUUUACAACCAGUAAACAUACAGUAGAUGCUUCUUAGCAGCAGCAUGUUGGUUCACUGGUAUUGCUGCCAGCUGGGUAAUAUAGUAUGUAGUAAGGAAAAUGCUCCCUAGGGAAGUGUAGCUUGUCAGCUGCUAUUGCUGUUACAAGGUAUUGUUACAAAAGAACACCUGCUCAGAAGCUCAGAAGGUGUGGGAUUUAAUCAAUGUUUUCUAUAGGCUAGAAUCAGCAAGGCCAUUGCUAACCCUGACCAUGUGCUAAAGGACAGAGUUCCUUGGUGUGUUUUAAUGGCUAGCAAUGGCAUUAGUGAUCACUUUCUGCUCAAGUGUUGAACAAGGAUUAACUUAAUCUUUCAGAGAUGAAUUUUAAGUCACGUUUAUCUGUAACUCACUGUAGUUCUCUUUUAUUUUAAUACUUUUAACUUAAUCGUUCUCUCUUUAAGAAUACUGUUUUACAUUUUGAUAGCUCUUUGCAGAGAUACAAAAUGGCUCUUUGCACGGUGAUUCUAGUAGAGUUCUAAGUUCUAUUUUUAAAUCCUCCAGGUAAUGCCCCUCCACUUGGUCUGCUCCCUCAGUUGAGAGGGAAUGAGGGACAAAAUGACUUUUGGGUAGAUAAAACCAAAGACUUCACUCUCCUAGGAGGGUUGCAUGUUUCCUAUUCAGGCUAUAUUUUAAUGCUCUGCAAUUUGCCUUGUAGUAAGAUUCUUCUUUUAACUUCCUCUGCUCAUGUAUUCACUGCCCCAAAGCACUUAGUAGUAGGUAAAAAAGACGAGAGGGAGAAAGAGAGAGAGUAAAGCAGUCAAAGCUAGUCUUCC
This is a messenger RNA of Struthio camelus australis, 2560 nucleotides long. The record is from RefSeq and is a predicted model, not a curated record. NCBI's taxonomy places the organism in Eukaryota, Metazoa, Chordata, Aves, Struthioniformes, Struthionidae.